Messenger RNA from Penicillium paradoxum, 1557 nucleotides. RefSeq names its product glycoside hydrolase family 43 protein. Bases 1 to 1557 code for a protein of 518 amino acids. The transcript has 4 exons. Lineage: Eukaryota; Fungi; Ascomycota; Eurotiomycetes; Eurotiales; Aspergillaceae. The record is from RefSeq and is a predicted model, not a curated record. Gene Ontology annotation, biological process: carbohydrate metabolic process. Gene Ontology annotation, molecular function: hydrolase activity, hydrolyzing O-glycosyl compounds.
AUGAGUUACAACAAUCCAAUCAUCCCGGGGUUCAAUCCCGACCCAUCCAUUAUACGUGUCGACGAAGACUUUUUCUUAGUCACUUCCACGUUUGAAUACUUUCCUGGCAUUCCCAUAUAUCAUAGCCGUGAUUUGAUUCAAUGGAAUCUGAUCGGCCAUGCGUUGACGCGACCCAGUCAGCUGCAGAUUCAUACCCCAGAACCAGGAGGAGGUGUCUGGGCAGCCACGAUUCGCAACCAUGCUGGAACUUUCUAUAUCAUGGCAGCGAGCUUUCAGCGUUACCGGCCACAACAGGACGAUCGAGUCUGGCCGCAUGGAUUUUAUGUGAAAACUACCAAUAUAUGGGAUCAAACCACAUGGUCUGCCCCGAUUUUCUUUGACCAAAUUGGGUUUGAUCAAGAUGAUGAAACCGUUUAUCUGUCAUCCACAUACAGAAAGAUCAAGCCUACUAUAGGCGCUCAACUGAAAGACUUUGCAGUUCAUAUAUGUACUGUGGAUCUGACCACCGGACAUUCGACUUCCGAGCCUAAGUUGAUUCGCGAAUCCCCUUCUGGUGUCGCCGAGGGCUCACGCAUCAUAAAGCGAGGCCGUUAUUGGUAUUUGUUUACUGCAGAAGGAGGGACGGAAAGUGGCCAUAGCGAAUGGGUGAAUCGCAGUGAUGUUGGUCCCUUAGGACCGUGGGAGCUAGGGCCAAAUAAUCCUCUUUGGCGCAAUGGCGCCGAAGACGAAGUGCAAAACACUGGGCAUGCGGACUUCGUCGAAGACGGCAAAGGUAACUGGUGGGCAGUUAUGCUUGGAGUCCGUCCAACUCGACGCGGCGAAAAGUGGGAGGAUUCAGUGCUAGGCCGCGAGACGUUUUUACUGCCGUUGAAAUGGAAAGAUAAUUGGCCCGUGAUAAAUCGUGGACAGAAAAUCUGCCUCCAAUCGGAAGGGCCUGGUCUUUAUCGGUUUCAACCUAAGAUCGCCUGGAGAGACGAGUUCGCAGAUACCGAAAUGCAGCUCGGAUGGUAUCGAAAAAAUACUCCCUUCGUCAACGACUACUCGCUCACUGAGCGCCCUAAUCACCUUCGCCUUUAUGGUGGACCCUAUAACUUGUCAGUGCCAGCCUGCCCAACCAUGUUUCUUCGCAAACAAACCCACCGUAUCUGCCGGUGGGAAACAAGGGUCUCCUUUCAACCUACGACAGACCUAACUGAAGCUGGCACUGUAAUGUGGACAAAUUAUUUCACAUACAGCACUAUCGGUAUCCGCAAGGACAACAAGGGCCGUUUUAUCCUUUUUCGGCCCUCUGAAGGGAAUCCUGUGGAACAUAGACUGGGAACCAAAGCUGAUGUUAUUCUUAUAAUUAACUGUGGCGCUGAAUACCGAUUUGGCUACCGUGAAGACACAGAAUGUGAUAUUCAAUGGGUUGGAUCUGUCUCAAAUAGUGCGGCUACGGUAGCACCUCCAGUCGGGGCUAACUUUACUGGAAUCAUGAUGGGUUUAUAUGCAUUCGGAGAGCGCCAGCGAUGCCUGAUCCCCGCUGAUUUUGCAUAUGCAGAAUUCAAGCAAGUUUGA